Arabidopsis arenosa is the source of this 816-nucleotide messenger RNA. The record is from the annotation of a GenBank genome assembly. NCBI's taxonomy places the organism in Eukaryota, Viridiplantae, Streptophyta, Magnoliopsida, Brassicales, Brassicaceae.
GUGAGAAACUUCUCCGAUAAAGAGCUCUCACGUAAGAUGAAGAUAAGGGCGCAAUGGGGAAGCUCUUGGGAAGUAGGAAUCUCUAAAAACCCGAGAUUUUACUUCAUGGAGAAGCCCGGCUGGGAGAAGUUUGUUAGGGACAAUGCUUUGGGAAACAGUGAGUUUAUAACCUUCACUCACAAAGGAAAGAUGCAGUUUACUGUGAACAUCUUUAAGCAAGAUGGGAAAGAAAUGAUGCAACCUCCAAAAUCCAGAGCCUUCUUGGCUUCUUCAAGUCGUAUCAAAACAGAACAAGAGGAAGAUGACAUGAAGGAAGAGGUAGUGGUAUCUUCUAACCAUGGCCCGACAACCGCAGCUGAAUCUUAUGGAAGAAAGCUCAACCUUGGGAAGAAGGCAGCUAAGGAAUCCCAAAAUUCUAAAAGAACCGAGAAAGUGGUUAAAGCACGAAGAGAUUACGCAGGUGCCUCUUCAUCUACUGCUGCAGAAUUCACCAUCUUAUUCAAGCAAGGAUAUCUCAUAUUCCUGAGGAUCCCAAAUUCUGUUGCUAAGGAUCAUAUGGCAGAUGAGAAAAAAAUAUUCAAGAUCCAUCACCCAAAUGGGAAGAAAUCAUGGAAUGUGGUUUAUCUAGUGAGGUUUGGAGCUUUCUCUGGUGGAUGGCGACGUUUGGUUAAAGAGUAUCCCCUUGCUGUUGGGGAUACCUGCAAAUUUUCAUUCAUCAAACCAGAUGAGCUACUUCUAGUUGUCUCCAAACCCUAAUGAUAAUGUAUGUGAGGGUGUCUUGGAGAAGAAGUUACUGAGUAAAACAACUUUCUGUUU